Synchiropus splendidus (mandarinfish) is the source of this 1677-nucleotide messenger RNA. RefSeq names its product coagulation factor IXa (gene f9a). The coding region runs from base 82 to 1596 and encodes 504 amino acids. Gene Ontology annotation, biological process: proteolysis; blood coagulation. The transcript is spliced from 8 exons. The record is from RefSeq and is a predicted model, not a curated record. Lineage: Eukaryota; Metazoa; Chordata; Actinopteri; Syngnathiformes; Callionymidae. Gene Ontology annotation, cellular component: extracellular region. Gene Ontology annotation, molecular function: serine-type endopeptidase activity; calcium ion binding.
UGACCAUGUGACUUAUUUUGAUGCGUAAACAAAUAUCCCUGUACUUUGAGUCCGUGUCAGACGUCCACACAGUGCUUCAGAAUGGAACCCAGCUUUGUGAUCCGCUUGGCGGUGUGGGUCUCCUGCUUCCAAUGCAGUGUUGCAGGCUCAAUGUUCCUGACUGGUCCAGCAGCACAUGAAGUUCUCCUCAGAUACAAACGCUACAACUCGGGCAUUUUUGAGGAGGUCAUGCAGGGAAACCUGGAACGAGAGUGCGUGGAGGAGGUGUGUGACCUGGAGGAGGUCAGAGAAGUGUUUGAGGAUGACAAACAGGCAACCGACUUCUGGGCUCGAUACACAGAUGGCGACCAGUGCAAGUCGAACCCGUGUAUGAAUGGCGGUUCGUGUACGGACCAUCUCGGAUUCUACACUUGCUCAUGCGAGUCUGGGUUCACUGGCAGAAACUGUGACAUCAUUGUAACGAAAAGAUGUGACGUGAACAAUGGCGGCUGUAUGCACAUCUGUGAAUCCAUGGACACGCUCGGGGCCAAGUGCUCCUGUGCCAAAGGGUACCGGCUCAUUCAGGACGGCACCACUUGUGUGCCAGAAGGAGACUUUCCCUGUGGCAGGACUGCUCUGGAAGAAGCCAGUCGAGGGUUGUCGAGAUCCUUGCUCCCAGACUGGAGCACAGCAAAACCAUCCAACGCCCCAGUUUCUCCAACAGCAACUCCUACACCUUCCACUUCUUCUUCACCCAGAAAUGAGUCCGUGGAGAGCAAGUUCCUCAGGAGACGCUCUGUGCAGGAGCUCAGCGACGCUGCAGCGCCCACAGAGGAGUCGGCCGUGCCCUUCAAACGUAUUGUGGGUGGUGAAGUUGUCUUGCCCGGGGAGAUCCCAUGGCAGGUGGCGCUGGUCGCAAAUCCAAGUGGACGCUUGUUCUGCGGGGGGACGAUUCUGAGCGAGCGAUGGGUCGUCACUGCAGCCCACUGCUUUGCUGUGGAGAAGGGCUCCUUUUGGGUCAGAGUGGGGGAGUACGACAUCCACGAGAAAGAAGACACCGAGCAGGAUCACGAGGUGCAGAAGACAUUUUUUCACCCGAGCUACAACACCAGCAUCAGCGUGUACAACCACGACAUCGCCCUGCUUUACCUCGCCACUCCCAUCAGCUUCUCUUCUGUCGUCCGGCCCAUCUGCUUAGGACCGAAGGAAUUCAUAGAGAGGCUGGUCAAGUUUGCGUCUCCUGCCACGGUCAGCGGCUGGGGACGGACCCGCCACCUUGGGAACUUGGCGGAGAGCUUGCAGAAAGUGGAGGUUCCUUUCACGCAUCGGGCCGAGUGCAAACGCAGCUCCAGCUCCAGGGUGACUCGCUACAUGUUCUGUGCUGGGUACUACGACGAGGAGAAGGACGCCUGCCAGGGGGACAGCGGGGGGCCACACGCUAACAACAUUCAUGGCACCUGGUUCUUGACUGGAAUAGUGAGUUGGGGGGAAGAAUGUGCUCGAGAGGGGAAAUAUGGUGUUUACACUCGAGUCUCACUCUACUACCGCUGGAUCAACUACGUCAUGGGAAUCACCAAGCACAAGGUGGAAGCCGUGGAAGAUGCGUCUGAAGAUUAAGACGUGACGUGUGCUGCUUGGAAAUGAUGAAAUAAAUACUCAUAAUAGAUAAUAAAUACAGAUGAAAUGUGUAAAAUCCAA